Messenger RNA from Cornus florida, 3778 nucleotides. RefSeq names its product cellulose synthase-like protein D3. Gene Ontology annotation, biological process: plant-type primary cell wall biogenesis; cellulose biosynthetic process. The record is from RefSeq and is a predicted model, not a curated record. Gene Ontology annotation, cellular component: plasma membrane; trans-Golgi network. The transcript is spliced from 3 exons. Lineage: Eukaryota; Viridiplantae; Streptophyta; Magnoliopsida; Cornales; Cornaceae. Gene Ontology annotation, molecular function: cellulose synthase (UDP-forming) activity; mannan synthase activity. The coding region runs from base 15 to 3464 and encodes 1149 amino acids.
GCAACUGUUAAAAUAUGGCAUCAAAAUCAUCCAAGGCUCUGGAUUCACAGCACAAUAAGUCUCAGAAGGCCCCAACUGUGACAUUUGGCCGGAGAACUUCAUCAGGACGAUUUAUUAGCUACUCGAGAGAUGACCUUGACAGUGAACUUGGGAGCACUGAUUAUAUGAACUAUACAGUGCACAUGCCACCAACGCCUGACAACCAGCCAAUGGAUUCGAUCUCCCAGAAGGUGGAGGAGCAGUAUGUGUCAAGCUCACUUUUUACAGGUGGAUUCAAUAGUGUUACGCGAGCUCAUCUCAUGGACAAGGUGAUUGAAUCAGAAGCAAAUCAUCCUCAAAUGGCUGGUGCAAAAGGAUCUUUGUGCCAAGUUCCUGGGUGUGAUGGGAAGGUGAUGAGUGAUGAAAGGGGUGUGGAUAUUCUCCCUUGUGAAUGUGAUUUCAAGAUAUGCAGGGAUUGUUAUUUGGAUGCAGUUAAAACUGGAGAUUCCAUUUGCCUAGGGUGUAAGGAACAAUAUAAGACCAUGGAUCUGGAUGAAGUGGAAAAUGGGCGGCCACUUCCACUUCCACUUCCUCCACUGGCUGGAAUGUCAAAAAUGGAGAGGAGGUUGUCAUUGAUGAAAUCAACAAAGUCAACACUGAUGAGAAACCAGACUGGAAGUUUUAAUCACAAUCGGUCAGCAAUGAUGAGGAGCCAGACUGGUGUAGAUUUUGAUCACAAUCGGUGGCUGUUCGAAACUAGGGGCACCUAUGGGUACGGCAAUGCAAUAUGGCCAAAGGAAGGAGAAGGGUUUGGGAAUGGAAAAGAUGAUCAGGUAGUCGACCCUUCAGAGUUAAUGAACAAACCAUGGAGGCCGCUCACACGCAAAUUAAAGAUACGAGCUGCUGUUAUCAGCCCAUAUAGGCUUCUGAUUGUAAUUCGGAUGGUUGUUCUUGGGUUGUUCUUGGAAUGGAGGAUCAAGCACCCAAACAAAGAUGCUAUCUGGCUUUGGGGAAUGUCUGUGGUUUGUGAAAUAUGGUUUGCAUUCUCUUGGGUUCUUGACCAAUUGCCCAAGCUCUGCCCUAUCAAUCGUUGUACAGAUCUUAACGUCUUGAAGGACAAGUUUGAAACACCUAGCCCUAACAAUCCCACUGGAAAAUCUGAUCUCCCUGGGAUAGAUAUCUUUGUCUCUACUGCAGAUCCAGAGAAAGAACCCCCUCUUGUCACUGCAAAUACAAUAUUGUCUAUUCUAGCGGCUGAUUAUCCUGUCGAAAAGCUUUCUUGCUACGUUUCUGAUGAUGGAGGUGCCCUUCUAACCUUUGAGGCCAUGGCUGAGGCUGCAAGCUUUGCUAACAUGUGGGUCCCAUUUUGCCGUAAACAUGACAUUGAGCCCAGAAACCCAGAAUCUUACUUCAAUUUAAAGAGGGAUCCUUACAAGAACAAGAUGCGGACAGACUUUGUCAAGGAUCGUAGACGGGUAAAGCGUGAGUAUGAUGAGUUUAAGGUCCGCAUUAAUGGCCUCCCAGAAUCUAUCCGCCGUCGUUCUGAUGCCUAUCAUGCUCGGGAGGAAAUAAAGGCCAUGAAACAACAAAGACAGAACACCGAUGAUGAAGCUGUGGAGAGUGUGAAGAUCCCAAAAGCUACAUGGAUGGCCGAUGGAACCCAUUGGCCUGGGACUUGGACAACUGCUGCACAGGAGCACUCUAAGGGUGAUCAUGCUGGAAUAAUACAGGUGAUGUUGAAACCUCCAAGUGAUGAACCAUUACAGGGCACAGCUGAUGAUCCUGGGCUAAUUGACUUGACUGAUGUUGAUAUCCGUCUCCCCCUGCUUGUUUAUGUUUCCCGUGAGAAGCGUCCUGGCUAUGAUCAUAACAAGAAAGCAGGAGCCAUGAAUGCCUUGGUUCGAGCCUCCGCAAUCAUGUCUAAUGGCCCCUUUAUCCUCAACCUUGAUUGUGACCACUACAUCUACAAUUCUCAGGCUAUGAAGGAAGGCAUGUGUUUCAUGAUGGAUAGAGGUGGGGACCGGCUCUGCUAUGUUCAGUUUCCUCAGAGAUUUGAGGGUAUCGAUCCUUCUGAUCGCUAUGCCAAUCACAACACUGUUUUCUUUGAUGGCAACAUGCGGGCUCUUGAUGGUCUUCAGGGUCCAGUUUAUGUUGGAACUGGAUGCCUCUUUCGACGGAUUGCCCUUUAUGGAUUUGACCCACCUCGAUCAAAAGACAACCACCCUAGUUGCUGCAGCUGCUGCUUUCCCCGUCGUAAAACGCACGCCACUGCUAACACCCCAGAAGAGAAUCGGGCCCUGAGAAUGGGUGAUUCUGACGAUGAUGAUAUGAACCUCUCUCUGACUCCAAAGAAGUUUGGAAACUCUACUUUCCUCAUUGAGUCAAUUCCAAUUGCAGAGUUCCAAGGUCGUCCCCUCGCAGAUCAUCCGGCUGUGAAGAACGGUCGGCCACCUGGUGCUCUCACCAUUCCCCGAGAGCUUCUUGAUGCAUCAACUGUCGCGGAGGCAGUAAGUGUCAUCUCCUGCUGGUACGAGGAUAAGACUGAGUGGGGACUGCGUGUUGGGUGGAUUUAUGGGUCUGUUACUGAAGAUGUGGUAACAGGGUAUAGGAUGCACAACAGGGGAUGGAAAUCUGUUUACUGUGUGACCAAGAGGGAUGCCUUUCGUGGGACUGCCCCAAUCAAUCUCACAGAUAGGCUCCAUCAGGUCCUUCGUUGGGCUACUGGUUCAGUUGAGAUAUUCUUCUCCCGCAACAAUGCCCUAUUAGCAAGCUCAAGAAUGAAGUUCUUGCAGAGGAUUGCAUACCUCAAUGUUGGCAUCUAUCCUUUUACCUCGAUCUUCCUAAUUGUCUACUGCUUUCUCCCUGCACUUUCCCUCUUCUCUGGCCAGUUUAUUGUCCAAACUCUCAAUGUCACUUUCCUUGCCUACCUUCUAACCAUUACUAUUACUAUCUGUUUGCUUGCUGUGCUUGAGAUCAAGUGGUCGGGUAUCGAAUUAGAGGAGUGGUGGAGGAAUGAGCAGUUUUGGUUGAUUGGAGGCACUAGUGCCCACCUUGCUGCCGUGCUUCAGGGGCUUCUAAAAGUUAUUGCUGGGAUUGAAAUCUCUUUCACACUGACUUCAAAAUCAGCAGGUGAUGACGAGGAUGAUGAGUUUGCAGAUCUCUAUCUUGUCAAAUGGACAUCCCUCAUGAUUCCGCCAAUCACCAUUAUGAUGGUUAACUUGAUUGCAAUAGCAGUUGGGUUUAGCCGGACAAUAUACAGUGCUAUACCACAGUGGAGUCGUCUGAUAGGUGGAGUUUUCUUCAGUUUUUGGGUUUUAGCACAUCUCUACCCCUUUGCCAAAGGGCUGAUGGGAAGAAGAGGCAGGACCCCCACCAUUGUUUUUGUAUGGUCUGGACUUAUUGCAAUCACCAUUUCCCUUCUUUGGGUGGCAAUCAAUCCCCCGGCAGGCGCUGACCAAAUCGGAGGCUCGUUCCAGUUUCCCUGACGAGUCAUUGGCAAUGAAUCCACCCGAAGGCACUGACCAAAUCAGAGGCUCAUUCCAGUUUCCCUGAUGAGUCAUUCUUUUUUCUCUCAAAGUGGAUCUGAUAAGCAACAUUUAUUCAUUAAAUUCUUUUCUCAACAAGUCAUUAUGCUAACGAAAGAAUUUGGUAUGCCUUCUACCCAUUUGUUGCAGUUCUUUACUCAAAUCAGUAAGGCUGAAUCCUUACCAUUUUUGGGUUAUUGGCAUGAAUCUUGUUUCACUAUUUAAGUGUAAUUUUAUGAACAUUUUAGCAAUAUGAGAUUAUAAGGCUUAGGAAA